AUGGCAAAGAAGAAGAAUAAGCAGCUUAUCCGACCCUGGUGUUGGUAUUGUGAACGCGAGUUCGAAGAUGAGAAAGUCUUGAUGCAGCACCAGAAGGCCAAGCACUUCAAAUGUGGAAUGUGCCCUAGAAGGCUCAACACCGCUGGCGGUUUGGCGGUCCACAUCCAACAGGUACAUAAGCUGGAGCCAGACAACCUUCCACGUAUCGAAAAUGCCCUUCCUGGACGAGAUGGAUAUGAAGUGGAGAUAUUCGGGAUGCAAGGCAUUCCAGCACCGGAUGUCGCGGACUACAAAAGGCGGAAGGAGAUCGAACUGGGGUUAGCCGCAGGCACGAUCUCGCAACCGCAACCCAAGAGAGCGAAGAUUGAGAACCGACCCAUCGCGGAGGAUGAACUCCGACGCCAACUGGAAGAGCACAAGGCGUUGAUGGGGCACAACCAAGCUGAAAAUUCGACAGCACCAGAAUCGAGCUCCGGCGCUGUGUAUGGUGCUCCUCAGACGUAUGCUGCCCCGCCUGCGCCCGCGGCUCCUCCUGUCGUGCCGCCUCCUGGUAUGCUUCCCCCUGGUAUGCCUCCUCCAGGUGCUUUCCCCGGCGGACCGCCUCCUUUCCCUCCGUUUAUGCCAGGAUUCCCGCCAGGCGGUCCACCUCCUGGUUUCCCACUGCCCCCAGGCGCAGUUCCACCUUUCCCACCAGCUGGUAUGCCUCCUUUCCCUCCCGGGCCACCCGGGGCUCCAGGUCGACCCCCUUUCCCGCCUCCACCAGGAUUUGUGCCAGGAGGUCUUCCUCCACCAGGGUUUGGCCCUCCUCCAGGUGUUCCUGGCGCCUCUCCUCCACGUCCAGCCGCGCCGCACUUCGUUCCUGCGCAGAUGCAUCAAAACCAAGCCUCGCCUCCUCCGCCUUCCUCGACACCCGGUGCGAGUCAGCCGGCUACACCGGCACCGCCACCUCAGCAGCCCGCGAAGCCAGAACCACCUCGUCCGCAGGAGCCAGUACGUCAGCCCAAGUUGACCCUUCCAAACCCCUCUCUUGCGCAGACGAACCCCGAGUUCAAGAAACCUACUGAUUUGAAAGUCAAGGACGCCAAUUUCUCUCCAGAGGAACGUCGUGCCAUACACCCCAAGUACUUCUACUCUGGCGUUGACACGUCGCAGCCGUCUUCAAGUCAUGCAGAAGAACCGCGUGGAAAGAAGCGGGCUAGAGCGGAAGAUUUCUUGUAA
Messenger RNA from Cyclocybe aegerita, 1218 nucleotides. Lineage: Eukaryota; Fungi; Basidiomycota; Agaricomycetes; Agaricales; Hemipholiotaceae. The record is from the annotation of a GenBank genome assembly.